AUGGACGGCGACACUGCACGUGCCGAGCCACCGGGCUUCUACGACGCGUUCUUCAAGCACAAGAGCCUCUGCGGCGUCCUCCUCAACAACGACGAGGUCGACGAAGCCAUUGUGGACCUCGAGCACCACGACCAAGACCUCCUCCCCGCCCUCGAGCUGGACGUGUUCACCGUGCACGGGUGGCGCGACACCGAUCUCAGCGGCGACGGCAGCAACGACGCCGCCAUGGGCGAGCGCAUGGUCUCGGCCAGCCCCGAGACGGUGGAGGUGCUCCGCAGCCUGGCCUGGCCGUACUGUCACGAGCCGGCGCUGCGCAAGGUCGCCGCGUUCAUGGCCCGCCAUCCGGGCAUCUUCGAGGACGCGCCGCGUUCGGGGCUUGCGUUCCUCCAGACCAUGCGCGUGCGCUACAAGGCCGACGUGACGGGUUACGACCUGGAGCAGUCCCGUCUCCUCAAGGCGAUCCGCAACGAACGGCUCAAGACGGUGGUCCCCGCUUCGGUGCUGGCCGCGUCCGCCGCCAGCGCAGCCACCGACAAGGACAAGGACAACGGAAAGAGUCCCGCCACGAGCAAGGCGGAACGUCGUACAAAGAACAAGGGUCCAGCGACGCCCACCAGCAUGCGUGAGAGGAGCGCUGCGGCGGCUCUGUCGCGGUUCAUCCAGGCCCACGACGAAGUUGACUGA
Apiotrichum porosum is the source of this 684-nucleotide messenger RNA. RefSeq lists its product as uncharacterized. NCBI's taxonomy places the organism in Eukaryota, Fungi, Basidiomycota, Tremellomycetes, Trichosporonales, Trichosporonaceae. The transcript has a single exon. Bases 1 to 684 code for a protein of 227 amino acids. The record is from RefSeq and is a predicted model, not a curated record.